Molecule: messenger RNA, 858 nt
Organism: Gymnodraco acuticeps
Lineage: Eukaryota; Metazoa; Chordata; Actinopteri; Perciformes; Bathydraconidae
Product: L-rhamnose-binding lectin SML-like
Exons: 9
Coding region: 68-751 (227 amino acids)
Molecular function (GO): carbohydrate binding
Source: RefSeq, a predicted model, not a curated record
UCUUCACCUGGCAGAAAAAGCGAGUCACCAUCAGUCCUGCUAUCUACGACUAGAGCUUCUAGAAAACAUGCUUCACUUCAGAGUCAGUGCAACCCUGCUUCUGGCAGCAACAUGUUUGCUCAUGAUGAAGACAGUGUUUGGCACAAAGAGAGUAACCACCUGUGGCGACGUCUACAAUGUCCAUCGCCUGAGCUGUGAUACUGGAAGGAUCGUUGUGAAGUAUGCACUGUAUGGACGCAGAGACAGCAAGACUUGCAUUGAGGGAAGACCUUAUUCACAGAUCUCAAAUACACACUGCUCUCUGGAGGGCACACUGGACAUCAUCAAGUUGAGCUGUGACGGCAAGACGGAGUGUGAACUAAACCCAAGAGUCUUUUCUAAGGAUCCCUGCUAUGGUACCGCCAAAUACCUGGAAACCACCUAUGACUGCUUCCCAGCAAUUAACUUUGAUGCAUGUGAGGGCUCUUUGGCACACCUCCAAUGCGAUGAAGGAAAGAUUAUAUUUAUCUACGGUGCUAACUACGGACGCCAUGACCGUACCACCUGCUCUUACAAUCGGCCCACUUCCCAGCUUCAAAGAAUCGACUGCUCGGACCAUUCUCGCAAAGUUGCUAACAUCUGCAAUGGACAAAACAGCUGCACUAUCAGUGCAACCAAUUCCGAGUUUGGAGACCCUUGUGGCGGCACUUACAAGUACCUGGAGGUUACUUACACUUGUAUCCUACAAUCUCAGCAGCUUCCAAACAAUUAACCUGUUAACAUAAUGAAAUGGCAGGCACAUCACAAUAAACCCCAUGGAAACGAGAAGGUGCAUCUCAAAGUGUUCCUCUUAAAUUAAUAAACAUGCAUUGAAAAUAA